UUUGAGUUUCACAGUAUUGAAAUCGUGGUGGUGGUUGUUGGUUGAAAUUCUGUUCUGCUUCCUCUUCAUAUUGCUGAGAGUGCGCUCUCUCUAGCUGUGUUUAAGUGCUGUCUGUGCUCCGCUCCGCUCAGCUCUGCUCUGCUGUGUAUAUUCCUAACGUAAGCAUCAAAGAGAGACAAAGGAUCCAUCGAUGUUGAUGCCACGUUAUUCCGAGCAGGAUAACCAUACCGAAAAUACCUUUGUUGGGAAGAACGGCCACGCCACCCACACCACAGUGGCCGCCCACACGAAAAUGCGUUUACUGAGCAAAGUGGAGCAAAACAUGCGACAGAAUCAACAAAAUCUGAAUCAGAAUCAGAAUCCUGGCCAAAGUCAAUGUAUCAACAAGUUAAUCAACACAGCUGCCACAGGCAAUGGACUUGUUGGCGAUGUGGAUGAACUUUUGACACCUAUGCGCUCUAAGGCUGAAUAUGUGGAUCGGGACUACAGUCCUAGCAAUGGCAGCAAGGAUUCCCAUUCACGGCCAGAGCGCAACCUGUGGAGUCGCGCCGAAAUGCUGGAGAUGCUCAACAUAAUGCAACAGAUGAAUGCCCUGGAUCAGCUCAAUGAUCGCAAUGUGAAAAGCGAGCACGUUUUCCGCCAGAUCGAGGAUGUUAUGCGCAGCAAGGGCUACGUGAAGAAGUCAAGCAUACAGAUCUGGACCAAGUGGAAGUUUCUCAAGUCAACGUACAACACAACAACACGUCACGGCAAUGGCAUACCCAAAGUUGUACCGGAGGAAGUGUAUCGCGUGCUCUGCCGUAUGCUGACUGAACAUGGCAGUGGAAGCCACUCUGGAAAUGGCAGCGGAAGUGGCAUUGGCAUUGGCAGCGAAUGUGGCAACUCCAUGGACAGCUCCAACGCGGAGUUGCACAAGACAAUCGCAGACGGCGAAGAUCCCAAGGAGGAACUGGGCGUGGAGCAUCCCAUUUUUGGAUUUCGUUUGGGAUUGGUCAAGCCAGAGCCUUUGGAUACGGGUUACGAGACGACACUGAACCAGGGUAACUCUUCGGAGCAGGAGAUUGACGCAGUGGAUUUUGUGCACGGCAGUGAUAGCAUGCCUGCCCAGACCCUGGAACACACGCCUUUUAUGGUGACUGUCAAGAGCGAGCCCGAGAUGGAUUUGGGCAUGGAUGGCACCAACACUCCGCCGCCAACGGCUCCGACUUCGCCCUCGCCACCGCCAAUUGGAUUGGAGCAACGUGAUAAUGGAGAUCGGAGUCAUUUGUACACAUCCCCAUCUCUGUCCACAUCUAUGCCGCCGCUGCGAGUUGCCGCCUUUGCAAAUGAUGCACGUCGAGUGACCUCCACUCCGACGCAUGGCGUUCUCCAGAUCGAGAGACCAGGACCGCUGCUUAGCAAGUCGAGUAUAGGUGCUAAUCCACCUGGCAAAGGGAAUCGCACGAUGCCGCUGCAAAGCACGAGCAGCAUUAAUUUUGUACAUCCCACAAGUAAAUUGAUGUUGCCACGAAAGCAGUUACCAUUGCGGAUUCCCAGGGAGAUCAGUUUGCAGCCAGCGAGUACGCGUCCGCUUAAAGCGGUGCCCAUACGAGAGACGGGCUACUCCCUACGUCCCGAUCGCAUGAUACCUGAUCUCGAGCAGUCCAUAUCGCCGCCACAAUCGCCUUCGCCUCCCAUGCACAGUCAGUCUGUGCCAAAGUUCAACAUUCCAUAUGCCUCAACCAGUCGCCAAGCGCAACAGUUUAAUGAGCAACUGCAUCCACUGCGUAAGCGGCGUCUGAAUUUCCAACAUCAGUCGACACCAGUGCCUGUCAAGCUGCAACGUAGCUCCGGACCCUAUGAGCAUAAACACCACGGCAGUAUUCCAAAACAUGAUGUGAACUCUGGGGAAGAGCAUAGAAUGAAGGUAGUUGCUGAGGAAACACAGCGUCGCAAACAGCAGCAGGAGGAAAUCUUUAAGAAGGAACUUGGUGAACUGGCAAGCGCCAUGCGUGAUGCCCAGAAAGAGAUGCUUGAGGAUUUCUUCCAGCGACAGAAGCAAUUGGCGCGACGGGAACAUGAAUUCCAGCUGAGGCAAGAUAAUUUGGUAAUGAGUGCCCUGCGGAAACAAACGAAUGCACUGCUCCAAACAGCUCGUCAACUUAUAAAGCCUGAGGAAAAGGAUGUGGCGGAACCACAACAGAAUCAGCAUCAGGAACAGCAGCUGCAGAGGGAAACGAAGACUAAUACUAGCAAUGAGUUGGUAGACGAUGCAUCAGAUCAUGAGGAGCAUGAUCAGGAAAUGGAAGAGGAUUAUGAUGAGGAUGAGGAUGACACACAAUACAGUGAGGAAGGCAAUCAGAGCGAAUCAGCGAUGGUUAUAUCUUCGUUAGCUCUCAGCGAAGAUGCCUCAAGUCACAGCGAAAUUCCGAGCGAUAGACAAUUAUCUUAAGUUCAAGUAUUAUCACAAAAAGCUACAAAUAUUGUUAUUUCCUCCCAUCCUAAAAACCACAAGCAUUCCAAACACAUUCCUUAAUUUUGAAAAAAAAGACAAGCAAAGAAAGAGAAAAUAUAUAUAUAAAUAUUCCUAAAGCAAAGGCCCACAUUGUUAAAAGACUUGAUUAUAUUUAAGCAUUAAGAAAUGUCUAAACUAUAAACUAAAAACAAAUUGUAUUUAUUGUUCUUUUAGUCCCCUUGGGGAUUAUCUUCAUCGCUUCUGCUAUAAGGCUAUUGAAACAUCCAAUUGUAUACAUACAUAACAUUAGUGAUAUUUAAGCAAUAUCAAAAUGGAAACCGUAAAAAUAUAUUAAAGGCUUUCAUUAUGAAGCCAUUUAUUUAGUGAA
This is a messenger RNA of Drosophila innubila, 2822 nucleotides long. RefSeq lists its product as uncharacterized. NCBI's taxonomy places the organism in Eukaryota, Metazoa, Arthropoda, Insecta, Diptera, Drosophilidae. The coding region runs from base 191 to 2431 and encodes 746 amino acids. The record is from RefSeq and is a predicted model, not a curated record. The transcript is spliced from 3 exons.